Molecule: messenger RNA, 1772 nt
Organism: Rhincodon typus (whale shark)
Lineage: Eukaryota; Metazoa; Chordata; Chondrichthyes; Orectolobiformes; Rhincodontidae
Product: centrosomal protein of 192 kDa-like
Exons: 12
Biological process (GO): centrosome duplication; centrosome-templated microtubule nucleation; mitotic spindle assembly
Cellular component (GO): pericentriolar material; centriole; cytoplasm
Molecular function (GO): protein kinase binding
Source: RefSeq, a predicted model, not a curated record
ACCCUUUAGGUGUAGCUGAGGACUACUUUGCAAGAGUUGACAUAGAGGUUGACACACCUGGCCCCUGUACUGUUAUUAACAGUGUACCACUCUGCGCAAGAGUUGGAAUUGCCAGAAUACAUGCUCCUAAAGACCUACAGACACUCAUAAUGUGUGCUCAGCCUGGAAUGACAUCUAGGCAAAUUCUACCUCUCAAAAAUGCAGGAAAUAUUGAUGCACAACUCCAGAUUCAGACUGCAGAAUCCUGUUUUUUGGCAAAGCCAGAAAAUCUUUUAAUUCGACCUGGAGAAGAACUGGAAGUUGUGGUUUCAUUUAAUCCUCCAGUGGACACCCAAAGCACGAUACAAAGCCAUUUGACUAUCCUCGUCCAGCCUUUUGGCCCUCAGUAUGAAGUUGCUUUAAAAGGAUUGCUUGGGAAACCUGAAUCAGUCCAGUCUAUCACUUCAUCUUCAAAUUCCUCAGUCGGUGUACCACCAAUUCUAUCCAACAAGCAAUUUAUGUCAUGGGGCGGAGUUUCUCUUGGAAGGGCUGUUCAACAGAAGUUAAUUCUCAGAAAUAAUUCUUCAUCUGUUGCACAACAGUUACGACUGUUGAUCAAAGGUCAAGAUCAAGACUGCUUUCAGUUACAGAGCUCUUUUGGCCCUGAAGAAAGACUAAGUAGUAGUCGUGAGUUGAUGGUUUGUCCGAAAGAAGAUAUCUGUGUUCAUCUUUUGUUUGCACCUACACGGGUUGCUUGCAUGUUGGCAAGGCUUGAAAUUAAGCAAUCUGGAAUACGUUCAAGUCAACCGGGAGUAAAAUUCACUAUUCCACUUUCAGGCUAUGGAGGAACAAGUAACAUUAUAUUGGAAGACGUCGAUAAACAAUCGGACGGUUAUGUGGUGAAUUUGAAUGGUAUCACACCUGAUAAAGUGACCAAAAUAACUUUCUGUAUGAGAAAUACAGGCUCUCGGGCUGCUUACGUUAAGGCAGCUUGUUUCUCAGAUUUACAAAUGACAACUUUUAUGACCACCGAUGUUAUACAGGUUUCUCCAGCACAAUUUGUUCUCAAGGAACGGACUCAAGAGAUAAUUACUGUAACCUGCUACUCCACUUUAAGAGAAUACCUUCACUGUAAAAUGGAUUCGGCAUUUCUUUGUAGAGUUUGUUUCUUUUGGGGAGAUGAGGUGGCACGACAGCAGCUAAGAAGGGCUCUUACCCGGAAUCAUCGUGCCCAUGAGCAGAUAGUUUGCGGUAAUAGUCGACUCAGAAAGAUUAAUUUCAAUCAAAUGUUUCCUGGUGAAGAGUUGGUGUUAGAAGUCUAUGAUAUCCCAAAGAGAACAAAUGACAUAAAGAUUUUCUAUGGAAACCUGAAUAAGGUGAUGCUCUCUGUUACUGGAAGCUCUACAACUGAAAUCACUCAUACAGAAGCUUUGGAUUCAUUUUCAUUGUCUCAUAGUAUGAGCGUUGAAUCAGAAAGUGUACUCGGAAGCUCAGAAAGGAAUCCAUCAAAUGCAUCAUUAGAUGUACUUCCAGUGAGAGGCCCACAAGGUUCUCCAUUAUCUUUGAAUGCUUCUAAUCAAAUGCUGAAGCAGUCACCUAAACAAAAAUCGUCGUGGACCAUUCGGCCUGAAUAUUUAAUUCUUACUGUGCCAUCAGCUGAUGGAUCAGCGCAGACUGGACGUGUACAGAUUAUAAAUCAUUCCCCUAGGUCUUUGGCUUUUGAAUUGUCUUGGCCAGCGCACUCGUUAACAGUAACACCCCAACAUGGAGUUGUUGAUCCAGAGUAUGUAUAA